This is a messenger RNA of Vigna umbellata (rice bean), 770 nucleotides long. The record is from RefSeq and is a predicted model, not a curated record. NCBI's taxonomy places the organism in Eukaryota, Viridiplantae, Streptophyta, Magnoliopsida, Fabales, Fabaceae.
CUUUUUCUUUUUCAUAUUACUUAUUUUUGAACUCCUCAAUAGAAGUCUGUAGUGAAAGAAAUUUUGCCCAAGUUCCAGGAGACAGAACUAUGGAUUCAGCAGAGAAAAGGCUCAAUGAGCUUGGCUACAAGCAAGAACUGAGAAGAGAAAUGACUAUGUUCAAAACGCUGGCCAUAUCAUUUUCCACAAUGACCCUUUUCACUGGAAUUACACCUCUCUAUGGUUCUAGUCUUCAAUAUGCUGGCCCUGCAACUCUUGUAUGGGGAUGGAUAGUGGUUUCUUUCUUCACUUGGUUCGUUGGGAUUGCAAUGGCUGAGAUAUGCUCAUCGUUCCCGACAACUGGUUCUCUGUACUUUUGGGCUGCUCAUUUAGCUGGUCCAAAAUGGGGACCAUUUUCUUCAUGGUGCUGUGCUUGGCUUGAGACCAUAGGCCUUAUAGCUGGGAUAGGGACUCAGGCAUAUGCAGGAUCACAAACUUUGCAGAGCAUAAUCCUACUCUCAACAGGCACAAACAAAGGUGGAGGGUACUUUGCCCCAAAAUGGCUCUUCUUAUGUAUGUACAUUGGCCUUACUGUUAUAUGGGCAGUUCUAAACACUUUUGCUUUGGAAGUGAUUGCCUUGAUUGAUAUAGUUUCAAUAUGGUGGCAGGUUAUUGGUGGAUUGGUUCCCUCCCGGACGGAAGAGCAAGACAACGGAGCUUGGAGCGAGACCGGACGGCAAGAAGGCAAAUUUGUGAAGGUGCUCAGUGACUCAAUCCCACAACCGAAAUAG